AUGGCACCGGCUCUGGCCUUGCCCUCUUGUGCCAUGUUCUUGUCAACUGAAUUCCUUGGCCUACUACUUGACGCAGGGGUGGCUGUGAGUGGUAGAAACGUCGACGCACCAUUCGCCACCGAUUUAGACGUCGCAGUGGUGCUGGAAGUAAGACUCGGCGACUCUAAGCAGGGAGAUGAGGGGCUGGUUGAUGACACGACAUCGUUCCAGGCCCAGCUUGUGCUUCGGAGGCUGGGAGUCGUGAUAGUGGUCGAAGUUGACUCGGUUCCAACCAAGGAGGACGGGGCAACUGUCGAUAUAAAGGGAUUGGGCGGGAACCCCUGGGUUGUCGUUGACGACAGUGUUCUCAUCGAGGACUUGGGCACAAACGAGGGAAGACUGACUGGGUUGAAAGCAGCUGCCUCUACUAUAGCGAGCGCCAGUGGUACGACGAGACGCAUGCUCGCAGGCUAUCUUAUUUUGGGUUGUAUCUGUGUAUAG
Messenger RNA from Neoarthrinium moseri, 480 nucleotides. RefSeq lists its product as uncharacterized. Bases 1 to 480 code for a protein of 159 amino acids. Lineage: Eukaryota; Fungi; Ascomycota; Sordariomycetes; Amphisphaeriales; Apiosporaceae. The transcript has a single exon. The record is from RefSeq and is a predicted model, not a curated record.